GCUGGUGGAUGACAGAUGUGUGGUUCAGCCCGAAGCAGGUGAUCUUUGCAAUCCACCCAAAAAAUUCCGAGAUUGCCUUUUCAAAGUGUGUCCCAUGAACCGCUAUUCUGCGCAGAAACAGUACUGGAAAGCGAAACAAGCGAAACAAGGCAACCACACCGAAGCGGCCUUGUUGAAGAAGCUACAACAUGCAGCUGAACUGGAACAGAAGCAGAACGAAUGUGAGAACCGGAAGUUGCUGGGGGAAAUUGUAAAAUACAGCAAUGUGAUCCAGCUCCUUCAUAUCAAGAGCAACAAGUACCUUACCGUCAAUAAGAGGUUGCCAGCCUUGCUGGAAAAGAAUGCCAUGCGGGUUUCUUUGGAUACGGCCGGGAAUGAAGGCUCCUGGUUCUACAUCCAGCCCUUUUGGAAACUACGGAGCGAAGGGGACAAUAUUGUUGUCGGAGACAAAGUUGUCCUGAUGCCAGUUAAUGCUGGACAACCGCUACACGCCAGCAACAUAGAGCUCUUAGAUAAUCCAGGAUGCAAGGAGGUCAAUGCAGUCAAUUGUAACACCAGUUGGAAAAUCACCUUGUUCAUGAAAUUUAGUUGCUACAGAGAAGAUGUGCUUAAAGGGGGAGAUGUUGUCAGGCUGUUCCAUGCCGAACAGGAGAAGUUUCUGACCUGCGACGAAUACCAGCAGAAGCAACACAUUUUCCUUCGCACAACUUUGCGGCAAUCAGCCACUUCAGCAACCAGUUCUAAAGCCUUGUGGGAAAUAGAGGUGGUGCAUCACGAUCCUUGUCGCGGUGGGGCAGGACAGUGGAACAGCCUAUUCAGAUUUAAGCACCUGGCAACUGGCAACUAUUUGGCUGCUGAACUUAAUCCUCACUACCCAGAUGGCUGCAAUGGGGAAAAGGUCCUGAAAGAGAACGAGCUUCUAACCUCAAAGAAGAAACGGCAAGCGGGAGAGAAGAUUAUGUACACUCUGGUGUCUGUCCCUCAUGGAAAUGACAUUGCCUCUCUAUUUGAACUGGAUGCGACCACUUUGCAAAGGGCGGACUGCCUGGUUCCAAGGAAUUCAUAUGUACGGCUGAGGCAUCUUUGCACCAACACUUGGGUGACCAGCACUAGUAUCCCGAUUGACAAAGAUGAAGAAAGGCCUGUAAUGUUAAAGAUUGGAACCUGCCAGACAAAAGAAGACAAAGAAGCCUUUGCCAUCGUGUCUGUUCCUCUGUCGGAGGUCAGAGACUUGGACUUUGCAAAUGAUGCCAACAAGGUUUUAGCAUCGAUGGUCAAAAAUUUGGAGAACGGCUCGGUAACUCAAAAUGAAAGGAGGUUUGUCACGAAGCUCUUGGAAGAUCUCAUUUUCUUUGUGGCGGAUGUGCAGAACAACGGCCAAGAGGUUUUGGACGUGGUGGUGAUUAAACCCAAUCGAGAGAGGCAGAAAUUAAUGAGGGAACAAAAUAUAUUGGAACAGGAAUACAUUGCUACCAAUUUCUGCAUCAUGCAGUCUCAAAUUGGCUAUGAUAUCUUGGCAGAAGACACGAUCACAGCUUUGUUGCACAACAACAGGAAGCUGCUGGAGAAACAUAUCACAGCUAAAGAAAUCGAGACAUUUGUGAGUUUACUCAGGAGGAACCGAGAGCCAAGGUUCUUGGAUUAUCUCUCCGACCUGUGUGUUUCCAACACAGCCGCCAUCCCCGUCACUCAGGAGCUCAUUUGUAAAUACAUGCUGAGUCCAGGAAAUGCGGACAUCCUCAUUCAGACCAAAUUGGUGUCCAUGCAAAUGGACAACCCCUUGAAUUGCUCCUCCCUUUCGGACGAUAUGGAAGAAGAAGAGGUGUGGCUAUACUGGAUUGACAGCAACAAGGAGCCCCAUGGGAAAGCCAUCCGACACCUGGCUCAGGAAGCGAAGGAGGGCACCAAAACUGAUUUAGAGGUCCUUACUUAUUACAGGUAUCAAUUGAACCUCUUUGCAAGGAUGUGUUUGGAUCGCCAAUAUUUGGCUAUAAAUCAGAUUUCCACCCAGCUGUCCGUGGAUUUGAUCUUACGGUGCAUGUCGGACGAAAGCCUGCCUUAUGAGCUGCGAGCAUCAUUUUGUCGUUUAAUGUUACACAUGCACGUCGACAGAGAUCCUCAAGAGACGGGGGUGCCUGUGAAGUACGCCAGGCUGUGGACUGAGAUCCCUACCAAGAUUACUAUCCAUGAGUAUGACUCCUUCACCGAUUCAUCCCGAAAUGACAUGAAGAGGAAAUUUGCUUUUACGAUGGAAUUUGUAGAAGAUUACUUAAAAGAAGUUGUUAACCAGCCUUUCCCUUUUGGAGACAAGGAGAAGAACAAGCUGACAUUUGAGGUGGUGCACCUGGCCCGCAAUCUCAUAUACUUUGGUUUUUAUAGUUUCAGUGAACUCCUCAGACUGACCAGAACGCUACUGGCUAUCCUCGAUAUUGUACAAGCGCCCAUGUCAUCCUACUUUGAAAGAUUAAGCAAAUUUCAAGAUGGAGGAAACAACGUGAUGCGAACCAUUCAUGGGGUGGGAGAGAUGAUGACUCAAAUGGUCCUCAGCCGGGGGUCUAUCUUUCCUGCCUCGUCACCCGAUAUUCCCCCAAGCGCCCACCGAAGCAAACAAGCCAACCUUGUGGACAGCGAAGACGUCACUGUGAUGGACACCAAGUUAAAAAUUAUCGAGAUUUUACAGUUUAUUCUUAGCGUUCGCCUUGACUAUCGAAUAUCCUACCUGCUGUCUAUUUACAAGAAGGAAUUUGGGGAGAACAAUGAAAACGUUGACAAUUCCACAACGCCGCCGCCCGACUCACCAACUAUCACCUCAGCAGCUGUUCCUGAUAUAGAUGAAAUCGCUGCAGAAGCAGAAACCAUGUUUGCUGGCAGGAAGGAAAAGAACGCCGUGCAACUGGACGACGAAGGGGGCAGGACGUUUCUGCGAGUCCUGAUUCAUCUUAUAAUGCACGAUUACCCUCCUUUGCUCUCAGGAGCCCUGCAACUCUUGUUUAAGCACUUCAGUCAGAGAGCAGAAGUGCUCCAAGCAUUUAAGCAGGUCCAAUUGCUGGUGUCUAACCAAGACGUGGACAGUUACAAGCAAAUUAAAGCUGACCUUGACCAGCUAAGGCUGACUGUGGAAAAAUCAGAACUUUGGGUCCAAAAAAGCAGUAAUUAUGAAAAUGGUGUAUUGGGUGAAAAUCAAACAAAAGGAAGCGAUGAACCUAUAGAAGAUUCAAGCAUGUUAAGUCCAGUCCAGGAUGGGAGUAAGAAACCUCAGAUCGAUACCAAUAAGAGUAACAACUAUAAUAUAGUUAUGGAGAUUUUGAUCCGAUUACGGGGGCUCUGCAUUCAAAAUAAAAAAUGUCGAAAUCAGCAACAGCGCUUGCUUAAAAAUAUGGGCGCCCACAGCGUUGUGUUGGAUCUUCUUCAAAUCCCCUACGAGAAGACUGACCAAAAGAUGAAUGAAAUUAUGACCUUAGCUCACCUCUUUCUUCAGAACUUCUGUCGUGGCAACCCUCAGAAUCAAAUCCUUCUUCAUAAACACCUCAACCUAUUCUUAACCCCUGGGCUUCUGGAGGCUGAAACCAUGAGGCACAUAUUCACCAACAAUUACCAUCUGUGCAAUGAGAUUAGCGAGCGGGCGGUGCAGCAUUUUGUCCACUGCAUAGAAACGCACGGCCGCCAUGUUGAAUAUCUGCGUUUUUUGCACACCAUUGUCAAGGCCGAUGGGAAAUACGUCAAGAAGUGCCAGGAUAUGGUUAUGACAGAGCUGGUCAACGGAGGUGAAGAUGUCUUGGUAUUCUACAAUGACAGAGCGUCUUUCCCAGCCCUCCUUCAAAUGAUGUGCUCGGAGCGAGACCGCGUAGACGAGAGUGGACCUCUGGUUUACCACAUCACCCUGGUGGAGCUGCUGGCAGCCUGCACAGAAGGCAAAAACGUCUACACCGAGAUCAAAUGCAAUUCUCUCCUUCCCUUGGAUGACAUCGUGCGAGUGGUGACGCACGAUGACUGCAUACCUGAGAUCAAGAUUGCAUAUGUCAACUUUGUCAAUCACUGCUACGUGGACACUGAAGUGGAAAUGAAGGAAAUCUACACCAGCAACCACAUCUGGAAGCUGUUUGAGAAUUUUCUGGUUGACAUGGCAAGGGUUUGUAACACCAGUACAGACAGAAAACAUGCCGAUUUAUCUCUGGAAAAAUAUGUCACCGAGCCAGUAAUGAGUAUAGUCAGCGGCUUUUUCAGUUCUCCGUUUUCAGACAACAGCACAAGCCUCCAGACACACCAGCCUGUUUUCAUCCAGCUGCUGCAAUCUGCCUUCAGAAUUUACAACUGUACUUGGCCAAACCCAGCUCAGAAGUCUUCAGUGGAAUCUUGCAUCAAAACAUUAGCUGAAGUCGCCAAGAACCGUGGCAUUGCGAUCCCAGUGGACCUGGAUAGCCAAGUGAAUACGCUGUUCAUGAAGAGUCACACCAACAUGAUCCAAAGAGCAGCCAUGGGUUGGCGGAUGUCUGCUCGUAGCGGCCCCCGCUUUAAAGAACCCCUUGGAGGACCUUCGUGGGAUUACAGGAACAUCAUUGAGAAGUUACAGGACGUGGUGGCCUCCUUGGAAGAGCAGUUCAAUCCCAUGAUGCAAGCUGAAUUUUCUGUGCUGGUUGACGUCUUACGGAGUCCUGAGCUUCUCUUUCCCGAAGGAAGCGAUGCUAGAAUUAGAUGUGGAGCCUUCAUGUCCAAGUUGAUAAAUCAUACCAAACGGCUAAUGGAGAAGGAAGAAAAACUCUGCAUCAAAAUCCUCCAGACUUUGCGGGAAAUGCUUGACCAGAAAGAUAGCUUCGUUGAAGAGGGCAGCAACCUGCGAAAAAUACUUCUCAAUUGUUAUUUUAAAGGAGACUAUGGAGGGAGCAUCAACGGUCCUCUGUCUGGCAACUACGGCAAACCCCUGCAAAGUGGAGGGACCUUUUCGGGACAAGAUGUGGACAAGGCUGGAGCCUCCAUGCAUGACAUCCAAUGUCUUUUGGAUAAAGAAGGAGCUUCAGAACUGGUCACCGAUGUCAUUGUUAGUACCAAAAACGACCGGAUAUUCUCUGAGGCCAUCUUGCUUGGCAUUGCGUUGCUCGAAGGAGGAAACACCCAAAUUCAGUAUUCUUUUUAUCAACAAUUAAACGAACGGAAAAAAUCCGAAAAGUUUUUUAAAGUUUUGUACGAUCGGAUGAAAACAGCCCAGCAGGAAAUUCGGUCCACGGUGACGGUAAACACAAUUGAUUUGAGCAGCAAAAAGAAGGACGAGGAAACAGACGUGACCUUGUCAGCUCCCAAGAAGAGAGUGAGGGAUUCCAACCUGCAUCUGAAGGAAGGAAUGAAAGGACAAUUGGCGGAAGCUUCCACUGCAACAUCCAAAGCUUACUGCGUGUAUCGCAGAGAAAUGGACCCGGAAACCGACCUCAUGGGUCCAGGGUCAGAUGCGGGAUGCGCGGACGAAAAAUCUUCCGAAGAAAUGACCAUGAGUCCCGCCAUUGUGAUCAUGCAACCCAUCCUGAGGUUUCUCCAAUUACUGUGUGAGAAUCACAAUCGAGAACUUCAGAACUUUUUAAGAAACCAGAACAACAAGACCAACUACAACCUCGUAUGUGAGACCCUUCAGUUUUUGGAUUGUAUUUGCGGAAGUACCACAGGCGGGCUAGGACUUCUGGGCCUAUACAUCAAAGAAAAAAACGUAGCUUUGGUGAAUCAAACCCUUGAAAGCUUGACGGAGUACUGUCAAGGCCCCUGCCAUGAAAAUCAGACCUGCAUAGCCACCCAUGAGUCCAACGGCAUUGACAUAAUCAUUGCCCUUAUCCUAAAUGAUAUCAAUCCUCUUGGGAAAUAUCGGAUGGACCUGGUGCUACAGUUGAAGAAUAAUGCCUCUAAGCUUUUGCUGGCGAUCAUGGAAAGCAGGCACGACAGCGAAAAUGCAGAAAGAGUCCUUUUCAACAUGAGACCAAAAGAGCUGGUGGACGUGAUGAAGAACGCAUACAACCAGGGGGUGGAGAGCGAUCAGGAAGAGGAGAACGGCGAAGAGAGUAUUUCACCAAAAGAUGUUGGGCAUAAUAUCUAUAUAUUAGCUCACCAGUUGUCCCGUCACAAUAAAGCAUUGCAACACAUGCUGAAGCCUGGGGCAGAUCCAGAAGAAGGAGAUGAAGCUUUGAAGUAUUACGCCAACCACACCGCUCAAAUUGAGAUUGUCCGCCACGACAGAACCAUGGAACAAAUAGUAUUUCCCGUGCCGAACAUUUGUGAAUUCCUCACUCACGAAUCAAAAUGCCGGGUGUUCAAUACCACCGAAAGAGACGAGCAAGGAAGCAAAGUAAACGACUUUUUCCAGCAGACCGAGGAUCUGUAUAAUGAAAUGAAGUGGCAGAGAAAAAUUAGGAAUAAUCCAGCAUUAUUUUGGUUCUCUCGGCAAAUUUCUCUCUGGGGAAGCAUAUCGUUCAACCUGGCCGUUUUCAUCAAUCUAGCCGUCGCCCUCUUCUAUCCGUUUGGAGAUGAUGGCGAUGAAGGCAUCCUCUCUCCGUUAUUUUCCAUCGUCCUCUGGAUAGCUGUCGCCAUCUGCACGUCUCUCCUUUUCGUUUUCCCCAAACCUGUUGGAAUCCGCCCGUUUUUGGUCUCGGUUAUGCUCAGGUCAAUAUAUACCAUUGGUUUGGGGCCCACGCUGAUUCUCCUGGGUGCCGCUAACCUUUGCAACAAGAUUGUAUUUUUGGUGAGCUUCGUUGGGAACCGUGGGACGUUCACCCGUGGAUACCGAGCCGUCAUCAUGGACAUGGCUUUUCUCUACCACGUGGCCUAUGUUUUGGUCUGCAUGCUGGGCCUCUGUGUGCAUGAAUUUUUUUACAGCUUCUUGUUAUUUGACUUGGUAUACCGAGAGGAGACUUUGCUGAAUGUCAUCAAAAGUGUCACGCGGAAUGGGCGCUCCAUUAUCCUGACAGCUGUCCUCGCUCUCAUCCUGGUCUAUCUCUUCUCCAUUGUUGGGUUCUUGUUUCUGAAGGAUGACUUCAUCAUGGACGUGGAAAGACUGAAAAAUAAAACCUCCAUUACAGACAGCAGCACCAUCUCUACCACAAGCUUAACAACAAUGGUGGAAACCUGCUCAAUAGAGAACUGCAGUGCUGCAGUACCAACCAUCAAAUCAGGUGAAGACAGCGAUGAGGAUGGGAUUGAGAGGACUUGUGACACUUUGCUGAUGUGUAUCGUGACCGUGUUGAACCAAGGACUGAGAAAUGGUGGAGGAGUGGGGGACGUUCUUCGGAAGCCAUCCAAAGAGGAGCCGCUGUUUGCUGCUCGGGUGGUUUAUGACCUCCUGUUUUAUUUCAUCGUCAUCAUUAUCGUUCUGAACCUGAUCUUUGGAGUCAUCAUCGAUACGUUUGCAGACCUCAGAAGCGAAAAGCAGAAGAAAGAAGAGGUUUUGAAGACGACCUGUUUCGUCUGCG
Protobothrops mucrosquamatus (brown spotted pit viper) is the source of this 7442-nucleotide messenger RNA. RefSeq names its product inositol 1,4,5-trisphosphate receptor type 2 (gene ITPR2). Lineage: Eukaryota; Metazoa; Chordata; Lepidosauria; Squamata; Viperidae. Gene Ontology annotation, biological process: calcium ion transmembrane transport. The record is from RefSeq and is a predicted model, not a curated record. The transcript is spliced from 52 exons. Gene Ontology annotation, cellular component: endoplasmic reticulum; membrane. Gene Ontology annotation, molecular function: inositol 1,4,5 trisphosphate binding; inositol 1,4,5-trisphosphate-gated calcium channel activity. The annotation marks the transcript as partial.